This is a messenger RNA of Tarenaya hassleriana, 2357 nucleotides long. RefSeq names its product CBL-interacting serine/threonine-protein kinase 10. The record is from RefSeq and is a predicted model, not a curated record. Bases 630 to 2081 code for a protein of 483 amino acids. Gene Ontology annotation, biological process: protein phosphorylation; signal transduction. NCBI's taxonomy places the organism in Eukaryota, Viridiplantae, Streptophyta, Magnoliopsida, Brassicales, Cleomaceae. Gene Ontology annotation, molecular function: protein kinase activity; ATP binding. The transcript has 2 exons.
CGCCCCCUUCCAAACAUGUGGCUGCCUCCUGUUCAUCAAAAAUCUAAGAUUUUGAACAAUCUUCGUUCUGUUUUCGAAAAAUAAAUUAUAGAAAAAGGAGGGAGAGCGGCUGAUGCGGUGGGGGAGAGAGAGAGCUGUCCGGCCAUCUCUUCGGUUCCGUCCGUGAUUCCGACUCAUCGGUCGAGUCGCCUUCGCCGGAGGCUCGGUUCCUGGCAUUUUGCUGAAAGUUGUGUCUGUACAGGAAGCUUUUUUCACUCUUUUCAGCAUCCUCCUGGUAAUAACAUUGGACCUUAGAGACUCAGGAAUGCUGAAAGAUGAGUCUCAUCCCUAGGAUAUCAGUUGCUGAGAGUCAUGGGGUUAUGUCACCAGCACAGGAUGGGCCCUCCAAUGUUCUCCCUGAGUUUGGGUCUAUAGAUCAGUAUUUGCUUUGUCUUUCUUCCCCGACACAUGAGGUGUCUCUGGACUUGAAUCAAGCGUCUAUUGCUUUAUCGCGUGAUCUCUGUGGAGACGGAUGAGAGCUGUGUCUGAAAGUGAAACCUAUACCAUUCUUGCUCUCUAUACAUACAUAAAUCUGAGUUAGCAGGUGCAAGUAGUACUUUUUUGUUGCACGUUUAAGUUGGUAAAUUAGGAUGGAAAAUAAGCCAAGUGUCUUAACUGAGAGAUAUGAGGUUGGGAGGUUACUGGGUCAAGGUACUUUUGCGAAGGUGUACUAUGGAAGGAGUGUCCUUACUAACCAGAGUGUGGCCAUCAAGAUGAUUGACAAGGAAAGGGUUAUGAAGGUUGGUCUGGUCGAUCAGAUCAAGAGAGAGAUAUCUGUUAUGAGGAUUUCUAAACACCCUAACAUAGUGGAGCUAUAUGAGGUAAUGGCAACGAAAACAAGGAUUUACUUUGUCAUGGAGUAUUGUAAAGGCGGAGAGCUCUUCAACAAGGUGGCCAAAGGAAAGCUGAGAGAGGAUGUUGCCUGGAAGUACUUUUAUCAGCUGAUCAAUGCGGUUGAGUUUUGCCACAGUCGAGGAGUGUAUCAUCGUGACAUAAAGCCAGAGAAUCUAUUGCUGGACGAGAAUGAGAAUCUGAAAGUCUCUGAUUUUGGAUUAAGCGCCCUUGCUGACUGCAAGCGCCAAGAUGGCCUCCUCCACACGACUUGUGGUACUCCUGCAUAUGUUGCUCCUGAAGUUAUCAGCCGAAAAGGAUAUGAUGGUGCAAAAGCAGACAUUUGGUCUUGUGGGGUGGUCUUGUUUGUCCUUUUGGCUGGUUAUCUCCCGUUUCACGAUUCUAAUCUAAUGGAGAUGUACAGGAAGAUCGGUAAAGCAGAGUUUAAGUGCCCAAGCUGGUUUGCCCCUGAAGUACGGAGGCUGUUGUGCAAGAUGUUGGAUCCCAAUUCCGAAACUAGAAUCACGAUUGCAAAAAUCAAGGAGAGUUCUUGGUUCAGAAAAGGGCUACACUUCAAACAGAAAAAGAUGGAGAAGCAAGUCAAAGAGAUGAGUAGCACUGAAGCUGGGGCUUCUGGUCCAAGCGAAAAUGGGGGCAGGGAAACUGAGGAAAACCACGAGGCAGUUCAGCCCUCAAACAUGAAUGCUUUCGAUAUAAUCUCCUUGUCUGCAGGUUUUGAUCUGUCAGGACUGUUUGAAGAUGUGUAUAACAAGCAAGAAGCUAGAUUCACAUCUCGGGAGCCUGCUUCUGUGAUCAUAUCAAAGUUAGAGGAGGCUGCCAAACGUCUGAAGCUGAAGAUAAGAAAGCGAGAUGCGGGUUUGUUCAAACUGGAAAGAUUAAAAGAGGGAAGAAAAGGGAUCCUGUCGAUUGAUGCAGAAAUAUUUCAAGUGACGCCCACAUUUCAUUUUGUUGAAGUGAAGAAAUCUAAUGGAGAUACACUGGAGUAUCAGAAGUUAGUGAAGGAGGAUCUGAGGCCUGCCCUGGCAGAUAUUGUCUGGGUUUGGCAGGGUGAGAAAGAUGGGCAGUCACUGCCUGAGUUGCAGCAGGAUCAGCCGCCGCCGCAUCCGGAAGAGGAACAACAGCAGCAGCAGGAACAACAACAAUCUGUAGAUAGUUCAGCUUCGACAGACAAGCAACAGCAGCAAGAAUAGCAACCGCUGUGGAACUGACGCUUAACAUUAGCCUAAAACUGCAGUUGCGUUUAGUGUUGAAACGCCGCCUACUUGUGGUAGAAAUUUUCCUUGAUCUCUAUAAAGUUUUGGACUUUGUGUUGUUUCUUGAGCAGUGAAAGCACAUAUGGACUUCCUUUUUUUUUUUGUGAAAGAUCCCAGUUUUUUGUUGUUCUCAAGUGUAAGAGCCAGGGAAUGGCAGUGCCUGAGUGCCCCUCAUCUGCUGUAUCAAUAAAUUUGUGUGACCAAGAAGAUAAA